GAUUUUGAAAUUUUUCUGGGGGAUUCUCAAAUAUGGGGAAGACUGGAUUGUUCGACCUUGAGAAGCACUUCGCUUUCUAUGGAGCUUAUCACAGCAAUCCGAUCAACAUUGCGAUACAUAUGAUCUUCGUCUGGCCCAUCUUCUUCACAGCUCUGUUACUCCUCUAUUUCACGCCAUCCAUAUUCAACGUGGAGUUUUCACUGUUUGGGAGCCAUGUCUUUCUGGCUUUCAACGUCGGCUUCUUGUUGACUUUGAUCUAUUCCGUGUUUUACUUCUUUCUGGAUCAUAAAGCUGGUUCCUUGGCUGCUCUGCUUUGUUUUAUUUGCUGGGUUGGCAGUAGUUUCCUUGCGAGUCGACUCGGGUUUUCGCUCUCUUGGAAGGUUGUUCUGGUGGCUCAGAUAGUGUGUUGGACCGGACAGUUUCUUGGCCAUGGGGCCUUUGAGAGACGGGCACCGGCUCUAUUGGACAACCUUGCACAAGCAUUUAUAAUGGCUCCUUUCUUUGUUUUGUUAGAGGCUCUGCAAAGCUUCUUUGGCUAUGAACCAUACCCAGGGUUUCAUGCAAUAGUUCAGGCAAAAGUUGAUGCUGAAAUUACUGAAUGGAAAGAAACGAAGCAGAGAUUGGUCUCGUAAUCUGCAUUUGGAUUUCUGUUUCAGAGAUGUGAAUUUAACUGUUGUUUCUGAGAAUAGGAAACAGUAUAGUAAAGAAUAAUGUAUGCCUUUUGUGAGUAGAAGCUUUGUAAAUUGAAUAUACUACAUAAAUGGAGAAGGACCCUGUUUUAUGAUAA
Molecule: messenger RNA, 787 nt
Organism: Rosa rugosa (rugosa rose)
Lineage: Eukaryota; Viridiplantae; Streptophyta; Magnoliopsida; Rosales; Rosaceae
Product: 2-hydroxy-palmitic acid dioxygenase mpo1-like
Exons: 4
Coding region: 33-632 (199 amino acids)
Biological process (GO): sphingoid catabolic process
Cellular component (GO): endoplasmic reticulum
Source: RefSeq, a predicted model, not a curated record